AUGAUAAGUAAUGAACAAUUUACUCUUUUUCAAAAAAUGGUAAAAGAAUUCAUUGAUGAAGGAUUCCAAAAAUUAGAGGGAAGAAUGAACAAUAUGGAAAAACAAUUAGCAGAUAUGGAACAAAUGAUUAUUCAAGCACAAACUGAAGGCCCAAAAAGUAAAAAAGAAAGGGAAAAAAAGAUAAAAGAAGAAAUGUGGCAUGCUGAUUUCAAAGGGAGAAACAUCAAGCUUACAUAUAUGACCUUUGAAAUCAUAAAUAGUCCGGUAGAGAAGAAACGCCAAUAUAUGCGCAAUAACAAUUAA
Messenger RNA from Strongyloides ratti, 303 nucleotides. RefSeq lists its product as hypothetical. The record is from RefSeq and is a predicted model, not a curated record. Bases 1 to 303 code for a protein of 100 amino acids. Lineage: Eukaryota; Metazoa; Nematoda; Chromadorea; Rhabditida; Strongyloididae. The transcript is spliced from 2 exons.